Messenger RNA from Humulus lupulus (European hop), 2991 nucleotides. Its product is annotated as receptor-like protein EIX2. The record is from RefSeq and is a predicted model, not a curated record. Gene Ontology annotation, molecular function: protein binding. The transcript is spliced from 2 exons. NCBI's taxonomy places the organism in Eukaryota, Viridiplantae, Streptophyta, Magnoliopsida, Rosales, Cannabaceae. The coding region runs from base 22 to 2910 and encodes 962 amino acids.
ACCUAUCACGUCCAAUCCACCAUGGCAAAAUAUUCAGUGAAACCUUUUUCAACUCUUCUCUUUAUUCUCAUGACAAUCUUUAUUGUAGAGGCAACUACCAAUGUUACCUCUGCCAAAAGAAAUUCUGGCCUACUCUGUAUCGAAAGUGAAAAGCAAGCACUUCUGAAUUUCAAGCAAGACCUUAUCGAUCCUUUGAACAGGCUAAGUUCUUGGGUUGUCGACGGAGAUGACUGCUGCAAAUGGACUGGAAUUGUUUGUGACAAUAUCACAGGCCAUGUCAAGCAACUCCGACUUGAUAACACCCACGUGAGUUUUGUUGAUCUAGUAUUUACAGGUAACCUGAAUGGUGCAUUCAGGGGUAAGGUAAAUCCUUCUUUGCUCAAUCUAACGAAAUUAUCUUACUUAGACUUGAGCUACAAUGAUUUUGGGGGCACUCCAAUUCCUAGUUUCAUUGGUUGUUUGCUGAAUUUACAAUAUUUAAACCUUACCAGAGCAGGAUUUGAAGGAAAGAUCCCCCACCAGCUAGGGAAUCUUUCAAGUUUGAUUCAUCUUAUUCUUGAAAAUAAUAAUGGCUUUUACUACAGUCAUGGAAGAUUAUAUGCCGAUAACCUUUUUUGGCUCUCUGGUCUUUCUUCACUGGAAUAUCUGAAGAUAUCAGAGACGGACCUUAGUGAAGCAUCUGAUUGGCUACUCUCAAUAAGCAAACUCCCUUCUUUGUUGAAAUUGCAAUUGUUCUCAUGUGAACUCGACCAUAUCCCUCCCAUCUCUUAUGUUAAUUUUACAUUUCUCGAGUCUCUUAGUUUAUCAUACAACCGAAUUCAAUUUUCAGUGCCAAAUUGGAUUUGCAAUCUCAGUAGUCUUGCCGUUCUUAAUCUAGCAGAAAAUUCUUUUGAAGGUCCUUUUCCCAAUUGUUCUCAGAGCUUAUCUUCUCUAUACUACCUCGAUGUUUCCAAUAACAAUCUUAAUUCAUUACCAAAUUGGCUUCUCAGUCUUCAAAGCAUGACCCAUCUUGGACUUAGUGGAAACGAUUUUGACGCUUCCAUUACAUGUCACUUCCAUAACAUGAGCUUUCUAAAAUAUCUUGACGUAUCUGAGAAUCACUUCAAUUCUACGAUCCCCAACUGCCUUUAUAGUCUCAAAAGUCUUGAACAUUUGGAUCUUCACUCAAAUAAUUUGCACGGAGUCCUAUCAAGUGCCAUUACAAAUUUUACUUCUAUAGUUUCUCUUGAUUUUUCAAAUAAUUCUCUAGAAGGAAACAUACCACCAUCUAUGGGAACCUUGUGCAAUUUGGAAAGUAUUGGUUUGUCGGGAAACAAAUUAAAGGGAGGACUCUCAAAAGUCCUUCAGUAUUUGUCAGGUUGCAACCCAAACAGAGUCAAAUAUUUAUCUUUGAGAAACAAUAUGCUUUCAGGAUCUCUUCCAGAAAGCUUUGGAUGCCUUUCUAGCUUACACGUUGUUGAUAUUACUGACAAUCUUUUGAAAGGUGUGGUCACGGAAGUUCACUUUUCCAAUUUGACAAACUUGUGGGAUAUAUAUGCUUCUGGAAAUUCAUUAACGUUGAAAGUUAGCCCUGAUUGGAUUCCACCCUUUAAUCUUACAACGUUGGACUUCAGGUCUUGGGGCCUAGGUCCCAUGUUUCCCAAUUGGCUCAAAUCACAAAAGCAGAUUAAAUAUCUAGACUUGUCCCAAACUGGGAUUUCAGAUGUCGCUCCUAGUUGGUUUUGGAAAUUAUCAGCUAGUGCAACAAUAUUGAAUGUCUCCCAUAACCAAAUUAGAGGAGAAGUUUCCGAUAUGUCUAGCGUAUCCAUAGUAUACAUGAGUUCGAAUAAGUUUGAGGGUUCCUUGCCUCGUAUAUCUUCUUCUGUACAAGAACUAUAUCUUUCCAACAAUUCAUUUUCCAGUGGUCUUUCUCAACUUUUGUGUGGACAACCAGUUGGUGUCGCCAACGAAUUGAUUAUUCUUCAUCUUGGAGGCAAUAAAUUAUCAGGCAACAUUCCUGAUUGUUGGUUGUACUGGUCGAAUUUGAAGGUGAUAAAUCUAGACAAUAAUUAUUUGACUGGGCGAAUUCCAAGCUCCAUGGGAUCUUUGCAAAACUUGCAGUCCUUGCACAUUCGCAAUAAUCGCCUUUUUGGAGACAUACAUAUUUUGGACAUUGCUCGCAAUAAUUUAUCGGGAACCAUACCAAGUUGUUUUGACAAAUUUCAAGCCAUGGUAACUAGACCAAAUUCAAGCCGCUUUAUCUCGUACUCAUCCUAUUUGGGUUCAUUCUCUGAGUAUGGAUUUGUGGUGAGCAAAGGAAGGGAAAAUGAAUUCAAUUCAAUCCUGAAAUUGGUGACUAGCCUAGACCUUUCUGAUAACAAACUAUCAGGAAAAUUUCCAGUGCAACUUACAAGUCUUCAAGGAUUAUAUUUUUUAAACCUUUCAAGAAAUUUUCUCGUAGGAAGUAUUCCUGAUGAAAUAAAAAAUAUGAAGAUGUUGGAAUCUUUUGAUGUCUCAUUGAACCAACUAUCUGGUAACAUUCCUCCCGGUAUGUCAAGUUUAACCUUCUUGAAUCACUUGAAUUUGUCAUACAACAACUUUUCAGGAGAAAUUCCUUCAAGCACCCAACUACAGAGCAUGGAAGCUUCAAGCUUUUUUGGCAACCAGCUUUGCGGACUUCCACUCCCAAAAAAGUGCAAAGAAGAUCAUGAAGCUACUCCUAGAGAUGCAAGUACUGAAGAUGAUGAAGAAGAAAAGUACUGGUUUCGAUUGGGCAUAGUGGUCGGAUUUGGAGUUGGCUUUGCAGGUGUCAUUGUUCCUUUGUUGGUCUGUGGUAUCUGGAGACGUGCUUACUUUUGGUUCUUCAACGAGUACAUGUGGUAUAAGAUUAUGGAUUGCUUUAUCAAAGUAAAGUAUAUGCUACGAAAUUAGAAUUCCAAUCAUAACUGUAUUGUGGCUAAUGGAUUGGCUAAGCAUAUCAUUUGAAUAGACAAUGAGUUAUCUUGCUUGGAA